AUGCUGCACGCGAUGCGGCCGGUGCUUCUGGCGACGGCUCUUUUCGCCGUCACCGCCCACGCCUUCUUGGGAUUCGGAAAUGGAGCGGCACGCAAAGCUGAAGACGCCAAAUGGUCACACUAUCACAAUCAGGAACAAUUGGAGACAAAGUUGACGGAGAUCAAUGAGAAGUGUCCAGAGAUCUCGACACUCUAUGAAAUCGGACAAUCUGUUGAAGGACGCCCAUUGGUUGUUAUUCAUUUCUCAACCACCCCCGGAGAGCACAUUCCAACCAAACCGGAAGUCAAGUUGAUCGGAAAUAUGCAUGGAAACGAGCCAAUCGGAAGAGAACUUUUGCUUCGUUUCGCUGAGAACCUUUGUGAUGGAGCCGUUAACAAUGAUAAGGAAAUCAUUCAACUCCUCAACUCCACCUCCAUCCACAUCCUUCCAUCAAUGAAUCCAGACGGUUUCGAGCUUGCUCUCUCCACUGAACCAGCUCAACGACAAUGGCUCACUGGACGUUCCAACAUCAAUGGAGUCGAUCUCAACAGAGAUUUCCCAGAUCUUGACAGCAUCUUCUACGAGCUUGAGAAGAUCAAGGUCCCGAAGUUCGACCAUCUUCUCUCCUUGUUCGAGGAUAAUGUCGAUCGACAACCAGAGACAAUUGCAGUUGGACAAUGGACUCUUUCACUUCCAUUCGUUCUCUCUGCUAACUUCCACGAGGGAGAUCUUGUUGCCAACUAUCCAUUCGAUGCUGCCACCGAAGAGAACUCUCAGAAGACCGCCUACUCCGCAUCUCCAGAUGAUGGAACCUUCCGUUGGUUGGCCAAGUCAUAUGCUGACAAUCAUGCUCAUAUGUCGAAGAACGAUCAUGCUCCAUGCGACGGAACUAGUCAAGACGCGUUCGCUCGUCAAGGAGGAAUCACCAAUGGAGCCAAGUGGUACUCUGUCGCCGGAGGAAUGCAAGACUUCAACUAUUUGGCCACCAAUGCUAUGGAGAUCACUUUGGAGUUGAGCUGUGAAAAGAUGCCAGCCGGAUCCCAACUUCCACAAUUCUGGGAGGACAACAAGAAGUCAAUCUUCGAGUACGUCUGGAAGUCUCACUCAGGAAUCAAGGGAAUGGUUGUUGAUGCUCUCACCGGUGAACCAAUCAAUCGUGCCGUCGUCUGGAUCCGUAAUGGAACUGAAUCCACCCCAAUCAAGCAUCCAGUCACCACAUGGUCCGAGGGAGAUUACUACCGUCUUCUUCCAGCAGGAAAGUACGAAGUGAUCGUUGCCGCUGAAGGAUACGAGAUUGCCGCCAAGAAUGUGACAAUUGAGAAUAAGGUCCGUGACAGUGCUCUUGUUGUCAACUUCGCCCUCUCCCCAUCCGCCGAAGAACCAUCGGAGAGUGAACAAGAGCAAAUCGCCGAGCUCGUCAAUGAGAUCACCCGUCGUCGUUAA
Messenger RNA from Caenorhabditis remanei, 1422 nucleotides. RefSeq lists its product as uncharacterized. Gene Ontology annotation, biological process: proteolysis. Bases 1 to 1422 code for a protein of 473 amino acids. Gene Ontology annotation, molecular function: metallocarboxypeptidase activity; zinc ion binding. The transcript has 4 exons. The record is from RefSeq and is a predicted model, not a curated record. Lineage: Eukaryota; Metazoa; Nematoda; Chromadorea; Rhabditida; Rhabditidae.